Messenger RNA from Papaver somniferum (opium poppy), 7061 nucleotides. RefSeq lists its product as uncharacterized. The coding region runs from base 4804 to 6669 and encodes 621 amino acids. Gene Ontology annotation, cellular component: nucleus. Gene Ontology annotation, biological process: mRNA processing. The record is from RefSeq and is a predicted model, not a curated record. Gene Ontology annotation, molecular function: RNA binding; RNA-DNA hybrid ribonuclease activity. NCBI's taxonomy places the organism in Eukaryota, Viridiplantae, Streptophyta, Magnoliopsida, Ranunculales, Papaveraceae. The transcript has 12 exons.
AUUAUCGCCAUUAAUUAAUUUGGUCUUCUUCAUCAGAAUCAUCAUCUCUGUAAUUUUUCUGCUUGGAAUUUUCUCCUCUCACUUUACAUAUCUGGUCGCCUUCUUCCUUUUCUUUUUAAGUUCUCGGCUUUACAAUUCCAUUUUAUUUUUUUUUGGUAAAGAAGCAAUGUUUCUAUUCUGACUCACAUAUACUUUUUUGUCCCUUGAUUUUUUUUUGGUUGAUGUGUAUUUCUUAAAUUGGUAUUAAGUGCUGCAAACAGGAUGGUAGGAGGGACAUUUCUGAUCUUCAAGGAAACAUAAAGGGCCACAAAAGCAGAUUCCUUUUCAAAGAUAAGAUAAGAUAAUGGAAGGAGUACAAACCAUUUGCAAGUUUUAGAUGGAUGCUAUUAUGAAUCAGGAAAGGUGUUGAUGUUUUGCGCCCAAGCAUGCACGACCGGGCUAGCGGCAGGGUUUGAUGCUUCAUCAAGGUCUUAUCUUUUUAGUUUAGCAUGAUUUUCACACACCCGAGGUGCUUUGCAGCGGAGCACACAUGCACGACUGCGCUGAGCUUGAGGCUUCGUCAAGGUCUUAUCUCUUGGUCAAAAUUAUUUUUUAAAAUUUUUCAAAAGAAAAAUAAUGCAAAUUUUGAAUUUCUUAAAAAUGUUAUGACUUAGCUUGACUCGCAACUGAAUUAUUUUCUUAUUGAAAUUAUUUCAGCAAUUAACUCCUUAUUUUCAUACAAAAAAUAUUUCAACAAUAUCAUGUGCAAUUUCGAAAAAUAAGGUUGCGAAAUGACGACAUAAAAGUUUAGAAAAUAUGAUAUUGUUAUUACACAUAUAAUAAUGUUAUUGAAAUAUUUCUUUUAUCACUUCGAAAGCGGAUAUCCUGUCCACUUCAUUUUUGAGCAUCCCUGUUGACCGAGGCGAAACAUCUUCGCCUUGUGCUGCUGAUUUACUUAGCUUUAAGAAUUCCAGUGGCAAUUUGUUGGCAAAACUUGGCGUCUUGUUGGAGGUGAAUAUUUGUUUCAUCUGCAUACGUUACUGAAAGUAGGGAAAUCUUUGCUAGGAUAGUUGGCUGGUUCAUUCUAAAGCUAUUUUUGUUCUGUAGAUUGUUCCUAGUGGGAGUAAAAGAGUUGGAUCGUUCAAGACACGACUCAAUCUCUGUGACAAGUCCAAUGCAAUACUUCAACAUGACACAAUCCUAUCUAUAAUGACUACCCACUUAAAUCUGUACCAAUAACAAUUUAGCGAGUCAUAUUUAGCGAGUCAUGUGUCGAGUUACGAACUGACUCAAUACUAUCCCCUAAUCCAACGAAUCAAUAUAGGACUCAUUCAUUUUGUUCUUAGGUUUACAUCUGAUCUUUUUCUGGCUCUUCCACUUCCAUGUUCAUUAAGGACUAAUUCUGAGGUAAGUUUUCUUAUAUAUCAGUCCCUGAAUCUGUUUUAGCAUCAUGAUUAUCCUUGAAAUAGUAGUUAAGCUAAAGUGAUAUGAAGAUGCCCAUACCUUUUAUUGUAACAGUUGCUCUUAUACGGAAUUAUUCGAGUGAUAGUUUUUCAGAUCUUUUGCAUAUCAGGAGUUUUAUGAACUAUUCGAAUGAUAGUUUUUUAGAUCUGUUAUAUUUUGCAUAUAAAGACUCCCAUAUCAUGAUUUCAUUAGACUGAAAUGUAUUUCCCUGAUAAUAUUCUGACAAAAAAGAGAGCAUUUCAAGGCGAAGAGAAAUGAUAAUGAUGUUAUCGUUUUGAUACAAGAUAUAUAAGGAUGCUUAUUGUACUAAGAAUCUGAUUUCUAUCGUGUUUUCUGUAUGGUUAGACGGUUCUGUUGACUCGUAGCUGUAGAUAUUAUUUUGAAUUACUGAUUCAUUGGAAUAUACUACGUAGUCAUUUGUAAUACAAGGGCUGCACAUAUUAUUAUCAGGAGAGGAAAAUCAACAAACAAAAGGAUCUUAUUAGGUAUUGAGAUGUAAUUUUGGGUUGAACUAUUGAUAAGAGUCACGGAGGAAUUCAGUUCGAUUCAUUUGAUUAUUGAUGUGAGGCACAAAUUGGCAGUCUGGUGUUCGUGCAAUGGCUCCAUCCAAUUUAGGCUGCUGUUUCAACCAAGAACCACCUACUAUGUCAAUAGAGCGAGAUCUGUCGCUCAUUAAGUCCAAUUGGCCGCAGCAGCAUCCACCACAGUUCCAACAACAGCACUAUGGAUCACCAAACACCGAGAAAAAUUAGAAUUAUAAUGUUUGGACGUGGAAUAGUGUGAAAUUUGUUGCUAAACAGUGUCAUGAGAAAUGGCUCAUCAUUAGCAACGGGGCUGCUGCAAUGACCAAUCAGGGAAAGACUCGAAGGACCUGGAUGAUCGUGAGAACCUUUGCGGCAAGUGUUGGUUGGAGCUUGUAUUCUGUCGAUGAGGCCCAAUAAAUGAGUUAGAUCUGAAUCUCCUGGCGAUGUCAAUGGGACGCGGAAGUUAUCUGUUGUGUGUGUCAGGUUGAUGAUUUUAGAGGAAGUUUGUUGCAAGCAAAGGAUUAUCACCUUCGGCAAAAAGUGUGUGAGAUUCACAGCCGAAAGGCCCUUUUAGGAAAGCAGAUGCAGAGGUUCCACCGGAAGUGUAGCAUAAGAAGUCCAAAUCAACAUGUGUAGCAAAGGUGGCCUCAUAACGGCUUCACCCGUUUUUACGGAAAGACAAGCUGUAGGCGUAGGCUUGCAGAGCACAAUCGGCGAAGAAGAAAAACCCAGCAGGAGGAUCUCUCUUCGAGAUUGUUCGCUUUCUAGCCUACCGCAACUUGUUUGGGACUUGAGGCUUCAAAGAAGAAGAACACUUUCUCGUCUGCAAGGUAAGGGAGUUUGAUUUUCUGCAGUAUUACUUGAACCAUCUUCUAAGACAUUUUAAUGAAAGAUUAAGGGUGCGGGGAAAAGUACAAAUUGUAAAGCCGACAUCUCAUCAAUACCUGAUAGAGAUUGGGUCACCCUGGAUUCUUAAUAAGUGAACUCACUACCUGAUGGUGCAAAUAAUUCUGUCAUGUUAGCUUUACGUGGAGGUUUUGAUCUGAAUGUUUCACAAGAAGUUUCUCCAGGAACUUCAGACAAAAUGAUACUGGAAACUCUCAACUUCAUCAACUAUGAAUUUACUUACCAUUUUUUCCGCCACAUUAAAAGAAUGCUCCCUGGAAGUUUGUCAAUGAUGAUGAAAAGCUCAGCUACUAGAAGAAAUCAAGUCCUGUACUCUGCUGAUGUAUUUUUUCCUGUCAAGUAACUGGACUCAGGCCAAAUUGUUAGUAGAUUGAAGAGUAAAUUCUAUUAUGGUGGUGGCUCUAAUGCUAGGAAACGUAUGAUUGCUUCUUUUCUUGGCAUUGAGGAUGCCACCUUCUUGAUAUGCACAUGUUAGGCCGUUGUUGAGAAGCUCUUGGAUAAGCUUGCUGCUGGAAGGGCGUGCUUUGUUAUUCGUAUGAAGGCUGUCAACAGGUGUCCUUUAAGGAUUGUAACUUAAGUGUGAAAGAGCAAUUAAGAACUUUUUGAGGACUAGUGAUUUGAAGAAGAGCAAAAGACUAGUUGUAGCCUUUGAUGAAAUCUGUUGUCCUUAUGAAGGGGGUCUAGGGCUUUCUAGGAUUAGAAGUUGUGAACAAGUCUAUGUUGAUGAAAAUGUGGUGGAAUAUUGAACACUCGUAUAAGAAGUGGGCUCAGUUCUUAUGUGCAAAGUUCUUCAGGAAGAAUGGUGAGUUAAUUGAUUCUAAGCCGAAGUCUCCUAUGUUCUUGGGAGUAGAUGGAUCAAUGACGAGGUAGCAAAACACACGAGAUGUCUGGUGGGUGAUGGUAUACUUCUUUGAUUACUGGUGCGGUGCAGCUGGCGAAGACCAUUGGGGUUCUUGUUUUUGCAAGGAAUCAAUAUGCGUCAAACUGUUAGUGAUUUGAUUGUGAAUAAUUAUUAGGUUAUCCCAGGCAUAUUUUGUCAGAUUUUGAUGAAUGCUGGGGCGGUUAUUGAUGCUCCGCCUAGGCCAACUAUUGCUUCAGAUUCUAAGAUCUGGACUUUGGGUAAGCAAGAGUUGUUCCCUGUCAAGUCUGCCAGGUUGCAGUUGAGGAGAUAUGAAUUUGGAAGAAAGUGGUUCACCCCUCUCUUGCAGCUCAAUCUUGGAAAUUGGUGCAUGAAGUGUGUUGCAAUACUCACGGGAGAUCUGAAAAGAUUCUCUAGAUAUCUUCUGUUCCAAGAUGCGUUUUAUGCAAUACUGAAGAAAAUCCUUAUCAUAUUUUAUGGGACUGGGGCAUUUCUUUUAAGACGUCUGGGCUUAAUUUGGAAGCCCAAAUUCCAGUUGUAUUUCCAGCCGCACGACAAAUGUGAAAAAGGGAAUUCAUCUAGGGUUUUAGGGUUUUAGAAAGUUUUGUAGAUUUGGAAACAUCUGGAAGAAGAAGAAAGGAAAGAGAGAGGGAAAGUAGAGAGUGAGAAUUAAAGGUAUUAUGGGAAGAUCCGGCAAGAAGCAAAGAUGAUUUAGAUAUAUCAGUAAGAGCAGCAGUAAUUGAUUCUAGCAAGGGAGAAAUGGGUCUAGAGAGGAGUAAGGAGGUAAGAACAGCAAGAGGUGCAGCAACUGAUUCCAGCAAGGGAGAAUUGGAGGAUCUAGAACAGGAAAAGGACAAAGAUGAUUUAGAUCUAUCUCAAAUGGAUCUACUGGGAAGCAAGGAGGUAAGCACAUUAAGAGGUGCAGCAGCUGAAUCUGAUAAGGGAGGAUGUUCUAGAAAGGGAGAAAACAGAGGUUCUGGCCUAUAGAGACGUGUGUUCUUUGCUCAGGUCUUUCAAAAGCAGACCAAAAAAGGAGGCUGCAAAGCAGUCGAGUCGCCCCGAAUUGUGACCAUGGUGGAUGUUGAAGAUUUUUUCUCUGAAGCGGGCCAGGUGAUGCAAUGCAAAUUCCUAGGGCGACGAGCUCAAGUUUUCGGAUCCGUAGAGUUUAUUGAUAUAAGAUCUGCGUCAAAGGCGGUGACAUUUUCAGGCAGACUGCUGUGUGGUCAGCCGGUAAAGAUUAUACCUUUUGAAUGGGAAAGAAGCCUUGCCUUUGCCGAAGAAUCAGCCCCUGCUGCUAGCAUUGAUUUGUUAAUUAGACUUGUAGGCCUAGGAGGGUCAGAGGAUGAGCUUUAUGAGCUUUUGAGGUGCUUUGGCCCUUUGGAAAUGCGAAGACUCGAUGUUGGCACAGACAAAGAAGUACGCGUAUUUUCUGUGCGGUUUACUGACAUGGAGGUCGCAAAGUUCGUCCUAGAAGAAGGGAGAUUAGAAAUAGAUAGCACACAGAUCGAGGUUUUCGAUCCUGCUUCCUUAGCUCUAGCAGUUGGUAGUGGUGAUGGUGCACCAGCAAUCGAGAGUCUUGCUGCAUUACUAGAAUCUUUUGGAGAUGAUGUUGAUUAUUCCACCUCCUCCGAAGGACCAGCCUCUCUUGUUGCAGAUGCUGGGGCUGUUGCUCUGCGACUAUUAAUUAGGGUGUUAGGUGUAAAUGUUACCAAAUCUGAAAUCCAGAAGCUUCUGGAGGGGUUUGGUCAACUGGAAUCUCUGAAUGGAGGUGAUGAUCAGCGAAAAGGCCGGUUGGACUAUACUGCCCAGUUUGUUAACCCCGAGCAUGCAACGGAGGUUCUGUUCUUAGGGAAAUUUCUGAUAAAUGGCACCCAGAUAGAGGUGUUUGAUAUUCUAAAUGUCCCGCAAAAAACAUUUUGUUCCACCUGGCCACAGCUCGCACCAGAGUAUAAAAUUGAAGGAUUUAUACUUGAGGAGUUGGAGCCUCCACAGUUGUAUUGUCGACCUUGUUUGAAGCGGGUGAAGUUACCAUUACCCGAAAAGGAAGGCCAAGUGUAUAUUUUUAUAGACGCCUCCGAUUCAAUAUUGAAGACUGGAUAUGGUGUUGUGAUCGUGGAUCAGAAUGGACAGGAGAGAUAUUUUACUUAUGGUUGUUCAGAUAAAGUCUAUGCCAAUUCCCAGCAUAUGGAGGCAUUUGCUAUUCGCACAUUCUUAGAGGAAGCGGAUAUAAGCAAAUUUCCAAAGUUUGUGAUAUGUGGGGAUAACAGUGAAGUAAUGAGCUUGCUUAAUGGUCGGGAGAAAAGCAAAGGUGAUGAGGUAUUAGAUUCAUUGGUUUUGGAGAUUUCGAAGUUGGUAGUGAAGCAUUGUAAUUCCUUUCCCAAUUGUUCGAUAGGAUUUAAAGAUGUUUUGCGUGAAGAAAACUUUAUGCCCGAUAGAUUGUCCCACAUGGGACAUGAGUUAGAUGUAGGAGAAGUUGUCAGUUCCGAAACCUGCGAUGACUGGACAGUUAACUUUUUCAGUUGGAAGUAUAAAAUGGAAGAUGGUGGGUUUCUGAAAGCCCCUUCCCAAAGAACGGUAUGUGGCCAGAGAAGGAAGUAUCAUGUGAGUGGUAUUUGUUCAUUAUGCAAGGAGGCGGGGCAUAAACAACGCCACUGCACCAAAAAUGAUGGAAGUUUGGAUCUGUCCUCUAAUGGUGUGUUGUUAAAGAAUGUAUAUGGUGUCCGUUCACUCACUCGUCAAGAUUUUGACAUAGACAUCAGGGAGGGGGUACUUAGCAAGUGUGGAAAAUUUGGAAAUGUGGUGCGGUGUGUUCUCGACGAUGAAGGGAAUGCAUUGCUAGAGUUUGAUGAUGCAAGAGCCGCUGCUCUCUGCCGAAAGGGGAUGCAUCUAAAAUUCUUCAGAUGUAGAUUGGUAUUGACUUCUACCCUAUGGUCCUGAGCAGUCUGUUGACAUCAGUUGUACAAAGAAGAGAGGUUGACAGAAAACAGAUGAAGGUUGAGAGCUCAGAGUGUUGUAUGGCAGUUUUUUGUGGUGCAGUAAGGAAUUGAUUAACUUUCAUGGUUUACAGUAGUUUACAUUACAAGCAAAAUCCCUUGAGUCAAAAAUACUAAUUCAAAACCUUUACAGUAGUUGUGAGUGUCAGGAAUAGUAACAUAGUGUGGUGUGUGUGUCAUGAGAGAGUCAUGUGCAGUUACUUUCUUGAAACCAUUAUUUAUAAGCAUUUCAACUAUCGUCUCUGGUGGUAAUUAAUGAGUUUGCCAUUGUACCCCAUUUCACUCCAAUACUUGUUACAUUCAAUACUGAUUUUGAUAGAUUCUUUCUCUGUUUCA